UCGCUCCAAAGGUUAUUGGACCAGAGAACUUUGGAUCAUAUGCAAAUGUAGUUUCCAUAGGUACCAUUACGCAGUUACAGGAAGGGGAAGUGACAACUUAGUUCUGCGUGCAACCCAAACAAACCGAACUUGUAUCUAAAAGAAAGAUCAGCUGAACUUAACUUAUUUUUAGAUAUGGGAGGAUCAGCAAGUCAGUUGCCGAAGGAACAGCUCGCAGAAUACCAGGAGCUUACUUUUCUAUCAAAACAAGAAAUUUUACUUGCUCACAAAAGAUUCAACGAACUCACAAAAGAUGAGCGAAAUCCCCCCACCAGGGUGCCCAUGGAUAAAAUACUGGCAUUGCCAGAACUCAAGUCAAAUCCUUUCCGGAAAAGGAUUUGUCAUGUCUUCUCCACAUCUGAGGUAAAAGAUGGAAGUCUCACCUUUGAGGACUUCCUGGAUCUCUUGAGUGCUUUCAGUGACUCGGCAACCUUGGAAAUCAAAUCCCACUACGCCUUCCGUAUUUUUGAUUUUGAUGAUGAUGGGACACUAGAUGGAGGGGACUUGGAAAAACUGGUGAACUGUCUGACGGGUGACACCGAUGAUACACGGCUCACCCAAGAGGAGAUGAGACAGCUAAUAACCAAUAUUCUGGAAGAGUCGGACAUUGAUAAAGAUGGCACGGUGAAUCUCUCUGAAUUCCAGCAUGUCAUCUCAAGGUCUCCGGACUUUGUCAGUUCUUUCAAGAUUGUGUUGUAAAUUAUAAGGAUUUGGAAUGGGUCCACAAUUUUCACAGAGAACACCAGCAUUUUAUCCUUUCAAACAGUUAUAAACAUGAUGUUGCCUUUGAACAAAUUUUCUGUUUGAUGUUUUCUAUCACGGGUCUGUACAGGGGCAUUUUUAAAUUUGUAUGUGUAAUCUUUGUUAAAUCUUUGUGCAAUAAAACAUUCUACACUGUAAAUAAAAUGUACUAAGAAUA
Molecule: messenger RNA, 958 nt
Organism: Alosa sapidissima (American shad)
Lineage: Eukaryota; Metazoa; Chordata; Actinopteri; Clupeiformes; Clupeidae
Product: calcium and integrin-binding protein 1-like
Exons: 7
Coding region: 175-738 (187 amino acids)
Molecular function (GO): calcium ion binding
Source: RefSeq, a predicted model, not a curated record